Messenger RNA from Chaetomium strumarium, 3470 nucleotides. RefSeq names its product Cullin family-domain-containing protein. NCBI's taxonomy places the organism in Eukaryota, Fungi, Ascomycota, Sordariomycetes, Sordariales, Chaetomiaceae. The record is from RefSeq and is a predicted model, not a curated record. Gene Ontology annotation, biological process: protein ubiquitination; DNA damage response; ubiquitin-dependent protein catabolic process. Gene Ontology annotation, cellular component: Cul4-RING E3 ubiquitin ligase complex. Bases 281 to 3181 code for a protein of 966 amino acids. Gene Ontology annotation, molecular function: ubiquitin protein ligase binding. The transcript is spliced from 2 exons.
CACAGUGUAGAUAUCCGAUCCGCAAGCUUUACGUAACUCCGUCAUUGCCGCAUCUCACAAACCUCCCUCUUAAACCCAACCCUAGCGGCCCGAAAGACAUACCGAACUAAUUCUUCUCGGCGUUGACCACACAAGUAGUAGACAUCUUCACAGCACUCGCCUCAAAUUCGUGACGACAGGCGGCUGCAGCUCACGAAUAUCUGAAGCAGGCCAAAACACCCAAGCAGCUUUCGCAAAGAAGACGCCCCGUCCCGCAGCCGGACCUGCGCGGGUCCCGUCCAUGCCGCCCUCUCCCCAGGCCGCAACCUCCGCCCGGCCCCCGUCUCCCUCUUCGUCCGCUCCCUCGUCGACCAACAGGCGACGCCGGGUUGACUCGGACCCCGACCCGACCCGCCCUCAUUUCGCAUCCGGCAACGAAGGCUCCGCCACUGCCCGACCCGACUCCAAGCGCCCGCGCUCCGAGCACUACAUCUCACCUACCACAACCAUCGCAACGCCAACAACAACAUCGACAAUGUCGGCCAAAGUGCAGGGCAAGCGCCCGGAGAUCAUCGACCUCACCGGUCCCGGUAGCAACAGCGGAGCCAGCCCAGCCCCUCAGCGCCACCACCACCAUACCCAGUCCUCCUACAGCUACCAGCAUCACCACCCGCAACAACAACGGCCGGCCACCGUCCUCCAACCACACCUGGGCUCGCGCAAGCUCAUCGUUAAGAACCUCCGCCCUUUUCCUACCACCACUACCACCACCACUGCUGCCUCCGCAUCCACUAGUGCGUCAUCGCCGACAGCAUCAAUAACCGCCUACUACCAACGGGUAUACACCGAACUGGACGAGGCGCUGUCCGCCAUCUUCGCCGGCAAGACGCCCGCCCAGCCCAUGGAGCGGCUGUACCGCGGCGUCGAGGACAUCGUGCGGAAGGGCGAGGCGCAGGAGCUGACGGAGCGGUUGCGGGCGCGGUGCGAUGCGUGGCUCAAUGGCCGGGAGAUGCUGCGCGGGCUGUGGGAGAAGUAUGCCGCUGCUGUGCAGCAUGCGGAAACUGGUGGUAAGAAUGAUGAUGAUGACGGGCGCGGUGGUGGUUCCUACGGUUGGGAAAGCAGCGCUGACAGGCCCGGGGAUGUGUUGCUGAGGGAAGUGGUCGGGAGGUGGAGGCGGUGGAACGAGGUUGUUUUUGUUGUGCGGGGGCUGUACAGCUAUCUGGAUCGGGCGUACUUGAGGAUGCUGCCGAGCGAGGGCGGGAGGGGGAAGCAGGGGAUCAAUGAGAUGGGGAUCGAGCUGUUCAAGAAGGCGGUCUUUGGGUCGGUCAAGGGAGGGGCCGUCUCGCCGCAGGGGAAGGCCGUGUUGGAAGGCGUGUGUCGGUUGGUGGACUACGACCGGCGCAUCGAUGAGCGACGGGACGACGCGUUGCUGAAGGAUGCGAUUGCGAUGCUGAGGCUGUGUGGGGUCUACGGCAAGGCGUUUGAGCCCAUGUUUCUGGACAGGUCGCAUUGGGCGUUCGAGCGUGAGGCGAGCGAGGCGAGCGCCGGGUCGGAGCUGAAGGGUUACAUCGGCUAUGUGCGAGCGUUGCUGGAACAGGAGGGCGCGAGGUGCGACGGGUUCAACUUUGAAAGCACCACCAAGCGACAGCUCCUGGAAGAUGCCCACCGCGUCCUCAUCGAGGAGUACUCGGAGAAGUUACUCGACAGCGGCAGCGUCGCGAGGCUGCUUGAAGCGCAUGACGUCGAAUCAAUGACGGCCCUGUACGAGCUGUUGAAGCUAUCUGGCCUGCAGAAACGCCUGAAAGGGCCCUGGGAGCAGUACAUUCGCCAGACGGGCGUCGCCGUCGUUAGCGAUACCUCGCGGGGCGAUGAUAUGGUCAUCCGCCUGCUGGAAUUGCGGCGAUCCCUGGACAUCAUGAUCCGCGACGCCUUCUCCAAGGAUGAUGUCUUCUCCUAUGCCCUGAGGGAGUCGUUCGGCCAUUUUAUCAAUGACAAAAAGAGCGCGUCCACAUGGAACACAGGCACGUCCAAGGUUGGCGAGAUGAUCGCAAAGUACAUCGACAUGCUCCUCCGCGGGGGUCUCAAGUCACUUCCAGCGUCGCUGUUAUCCGAUGGCAAGGAUAGAGCCGAGGCCGAAAGGAGCGGCAUGGCGAGCACUGCCGAUGAAGAUGCGGAGCUAGAUCGGCAAUUAGACAACGGGCUCGAGCUGUUCCGCUUCAUCGAAGGCAAGGAUAUCUUUGAGGCCUUCUACAAGAAGGACCUGGCGCGGCGGCUGCUCCUGGGCCGGAGCGCGAGCCAAGACGCCGAGCGGAGCAUGCUCUCGAAACUCAAGGUUGAGUGCGGAUCUAGUUUUACGCAUAACCUGGAGCAGAUGUUUAAGGACCAGGAGCUGGCCAAGGAGGAAAUGGCCUCGUACAAGGAGUGGCUGGCCGGCACCGGGCAGAACACCAGCAGCGUCGAGCUGACGGUGAAUAUCCUCUCCGCGGCCGCGUGGCCGACCUUCCCCGACGUGAAGGUGCUGCUCCCGAAGGAGGUGGCGGAGCAGAUCAACACCUUCACCAGGUAUUACAAGACCAAACACACCGGCCGGCGGCUGACCUGGAAGCACAACAUGGCGCACUGCGUCAUCAAAGCGCAGUUCAACCGCGGGCCGAAAGAGCUCCUCGUCAGCGCCGCCCAAGCAGCAGUCCUUGUGCUCUUCAACGAGGUCGACGACGACACCGACGGAACUAGCAUGGCCGGCGUCCUCGCGUACGAGCAGAUCUCCCACUCGACCGGCCUGCAGGGCGCCGAGCUCGACCGCACGCUCCAGUCGCUCGCCUGCGGCAAGGCCCGCGUGCUGACCAAGUACCCGCGGGGCAAGGAAGUCAACCCGACCGACACCUUCACGGUCAACAAGGCCUUCACGGACCCCAAGUUCCGCGUCAAGAUCAACCAGGUGCAGCUGAAGGAGACCAAGGAGGAGAACCGCGAGACGCACCAGCGCGUCGCCGCCGACCGCCAGUUCGAGACCCAGGCCGCCAUCGUGCGCAUCAUGAAGAGCCGCAAGAAGCUGACCGAGCCGCAACUGGUCGCCGAGGUCAUCAACCAGACCAAGAGCAGGGGCGCCAUGGACCCGGCGGAUAUCAAGGCCAAUAUCGAGAAGUUAAUUGACAAGGAUUACCUUGACCGCGAGGGGACGGUAUUGACCUACUUGGCCUAGAUGUUUUAUUACGUACCUGGCUCCAUGGACACCGGAGACGAUGGCUUUGCCCCUUCCGAUGUUGGGAAUGGUGAUGCCGUUGCGGGUGUUAUGGACGGGAAAUGUGUGGUUUACCCCAAGGUACCCAGGUUAUUACCUACCUUACCUACAGUAUACGACGGGAUACGGCGCGGCAUGAAUGCAUUGCAUUGUACGGUGUAUGCUAUAUAUCAUCUGUGAUAGACAGCUAGAAAGCUGGCUUCGUUGGCUCACGCUCACUGAUGGUCUAAUACAUCAUGAUACAUAAAUG